AUGACCAGCUCUACAACCACAACGCAGGCACAGAUCUUCCCCGGAAAAGGGCUGGGGUUUAUCAGUGCGUCGCUGCACAACGUCCUCACUCGGGUGAAAUCCUACCCACAGACAUACCCUGCUAUCGACCUUGCAUACUCUCCUGCAGAUCCUCUCCGGAACCCCGUGAUACUCCAGCUCCCCUCAAAUGGUUUGCGCCUUCGGUUCGAUGGCCCUGACCAGAGACUUCGGUUGAUCGAAGUGCUGGAGUUUUCCCGCGUGAACCUGGUUUACAAAAACCAGGAUGUCCUCAAGGGGGGGAAAUCAGCAGAGCAACCCCUGUCUACGCAGGGUCCGAGCUUCCGGCACGUCUAUAAUCGCCUGUUUGGUCCCUCAUACCCAGGAGAAUAUGUACCGCCGGCAGACAAGUCCCCAUAUGGCACAUACGUGCUAUCAUAUCCUGGGGUCGCAUUCUCCUUUCCCCUCCAGCAUUCCGCCUGGUCCGACCAGUGUGAUUUCGUAGCACUAUUAUCCUCCUCGGCUGCCCUGCCGGCCACGGCAAUGUCCAUCUUCCAAGGUGCAUCGUGGCCGGAGGUCCGAGACAAGCUGUUUACACAGCAACCCCAGUAUCCACGCUCAUCGGCGUUGAUUGGCAAGUCUCGGGAAUCCCUCGCUGAUGAGAUCGAGGAGUGGCAAGUCCUCGGGGCAGGAAGGCUCGAGGUGAUCCGCAGGACUGGGUCUGCUGUGCCUAUCACACUGGGUGCAACCAGCUUCCAGGAUCUUAUCGCGGACUUCGGGCCACCCGAUGCCAUAUAUCGUAAGAAUGACCGCCGAAUAUCGAUCCAUCGCGCGACGGGCGGGAAUGACAUACACCUGAGUCCAUCUCCGGGCAGUAUACAAGAUGGCGAUCACUCAUCCAAUAACAGUGUAACUGAUGAUUCCGACGAGGAACUGGCUGCAUUUAACAUCGGCGAUCCCACCUCACUACCCGCAGAAUGUUUCUUAAAUUAUUUCCACCAUGGCUUUGAUGCCUUCAUCUCCCACCCAACCACACCGGGACCCGCAUUCCCAAAUUCGGGUGUUCACGACCCCGCCGUGGCACCCCCAUCCUCCCAGUUGACCGUAACAAAGAUCAUCUUGCACGGAAACGUGCCAGGCUCCUAUCCUUUCAAUCGCCAUCGCCGAACCCGAUGGAUGAUUCCCCUGGACGACCACAACUGCCUUACGUCCGAGUCACCCUACAACGAAAUUUCCGAGCAGCUCCGGACAGCCUGGAGAGGUUAUUAUGCCAGCCCCACUGAGGAGCGUGCCCUACAGCGGCCAAUGGUGCUGAACCGUGGCUGGGGCGACAGCCCUGAAAGCAGUGUGGAGUUCCUUGGCGGGUGGGAGGAAACCACUUCCAAGGGCCACCGGGCGGGUGGCGAGGGCCAGGAUGGAGGAUUAGGCAACACUGAGAUGUUUGGGUUCCCGGGUUUAUUAUUUGAGAUUUUGAAGAAUGGCGCCGUGAGUUGUUUAACUGUGUACUGA
Molecule: messenger RNA, 1506 nt
Organism: Penicillium salamii
Lineage: Eukaryota; Fungi; Ascomycota; Eurotiomycetes; Eurotiales; Aspergillaceae
Source: the annotation of a GenBank genome assembly